AUGUCGAACAUGAAAGUGGUCAACACGAAGAAAAGCAUGCAGCCUGUCGGUCCAUACUCCCAAGCCAUUAUAGCAGGUCCUCAUAUCUUCGUCUCCGGACAGAUACCAGCGGAUGCCGCAGGCAACCUCACUCAAGGCAGUAUUGCGGACAAAACAAAAGCAUGCUGCGAGGGCCUCAAGAACAUCCUCGAGGAAGCUGGGAGUUCGCUCUCAAGUAUAGUGAAGGUCACUGUAUUCUUAACAGACAUGGCAAAUUUCGGCGAGAUGAACAGCGUUUACGAGCAGUACUUCACGCACAGACCGGCCAGAUCCUGUGUGGCAGUCAAGGAGCUACCGAAAGGCGUGCCGGUAGAGAUCGAGGCAAUUGCUUUGAGUGUGACAAACUAA
Baudoinia panamericana UAMH 10762 is the source of this 387-nucleotide messenger RNA. RefSeq lists its product as uncharacterized. Gene Ontology annotation, molecular function: deaminase activity. The coding region runs from base 1 to 387 and encodes 128 amino acids. The record is from RefSeq and is a predicted model, not a curated record. Gene Ontology annotation, cellular component: cytosol; mitochondrion. Lineage: Eukaryota; Fungi; Ascomycota; Dothideomycetes; Mycosphaerellales; Teratosphaeriaceae. The transcript is spliced from 5 exons.